Messenger RNA from Aethina tumida (small hive beetle), 1090 nucleotides. RefSeq lists its product as uncharacterized. NCBI's taxonomy places the organism in Eukaryota, Metazoa, Arthropoda, Insecta, Coleoptera, Nitidulidae. The transcript is spliced from 3 exons. Bases 133 to 714 code for a protein of 193 amino acids. The record is from RefSeq and is a predicted model, not a curated record.
GGAAGAUGAGUUACAGCAAUGUUUUGUAAUAUUUGUAUUGCCUACGAACACCUGUGCGUUGAGUGAAAUCUAUGUGUAGUUUAAAUUAUAUGAAAUAAGGAAGGAUUAAUUGAGGUUUUUUGAACGGCAAAAAUGGCCGAAGGAAAAUCUCGACCUAGUCUUCCUAUAAACAAACCGGAAAAUAGAGAUGCACCUUUGAGGCACGCUCACUCACAAGGCUCCAUUGAUAGGGUUGGACAAAAGAAGAAAUUAAAAAAAGAGAUAACACCAAUACCAGAGGCAGAGGAAGAGGACUCGGAUAACAAUGUCAAAAGAAAGGACAAUAGAAAAAUGAGCAAUGUAAGUAGAACAAGUCGGGCACCGAGCAUAGGAAAACGCGACGAACACAGAUCCAGCAAAAUAAGUCGAAGUGGUAAACUCAGCAGAACACCAAGUGCGGCAGGUUCGACCGCCAGUUACGUAAAUGGAGGAUUUGAAGUCGAUCCGGAGGACUUAUCCAGAGGGACGUCAGCAAGAUCUUCAAUGAAUCAUAGCAUAGUAACGGUAAAAGAACAGUAUUGUUUUUGUAGCAAAUGGAGUACUUGUCAAAAAGCAUCGGCAGUAACAAUUUCUGUAUUAGUUAUAAUAAUUAUAGUGUUAAUAGUAGUAAUUAUAGUAAUUUCCCAAAAUCCUGAUAUUUCUAAUACAGUGAGGGGUUUCGUCCAAUUUCGUUAGAUUUAAAUGUUAUGUUCAAUUAAAUGAACUAUAAUUUUAAUUUGUAACACACAAUCAAGUACCUAUUGUUUUAAGCUUUAGUAAUGAAUAACUAAGUCAAGCAAUAUUUAUCCUUGUUGUUGGUUUUUCAUUAAAAAUUAAAAAUAAUUUAUAAAUUGAUAUAAAUGUUUCCUAAUUACAUUAAUCAUCAUGUUAAGCAUGUACCUUCCUCUUGUUUCCAUGUCAUAAAUGUUCAAAGUAUUUAACAAUAACCUAUUUAUUAUACCUAUGCAAUAUCAAUGUGUAUAUGAUUGUAUUGUGAUAUAAUAUAAUUAGUUAUAAGAUCUCCAAAUUUUAAAAUAAUAUUUUAAAUAAACUUUGACACACUUUUGUUUUA